CAAACAUCAGCCCUCCAGCAACGCAUCAACGAGAAACGCGCCGAACUGGAGAACCUUAAACAACUACGGGAACUUAGUGCUGGCCUUGCUGGUCAGAUGGAACAGCUAGAGGAGAAAUUGUCCACCCUUUCGGAUGGUACUCAGGCCAUUGCGACCGUUCUUUCCAACUGGCACACGGUGCUCAGAGCCAUUCACAUGGCAUCCGCACACAUUGCAAAGCCUGCCCAAGAAAGCGAAUCUGAAGCCGAAGCUCAACUCCCUCUGCCCCAAACGCUUGUCAGAAUCCCAAUGCAGCACGUCGACCAGUCCGAACCUGCCCAAUCCGAG
Aureobasidium pullulans EXF-150 is the source of this 327-nucleotide messenger RNA. RefSeq names its product DASH complex, subunit Dad2. The transcript is spliced from 3 exons. The record is from RefSeq and is a predicted model, not a curated record. NCBI's taxonomy places the organism in Eukaryota, Fungi, Ascomycota, Dothideomycetes, Dothideales, Saccotheciaceae. Gene Ontology annotation, biological process: mitotic cell cycle; attachment of spindle microtubules to kinetochore. Gene Ontology annotation, cellular component: mitotic spindle midzone; mitotic spindle; DASH complex. The annotation marks the transcript as partial.